UUGUAUUGUAAUCUAUUAUAAUGCCAUAAUAUAGAUAAUUAACGAGUUAUCUUGAUUAUGACAUUUUCAAAUUAUCUGUGAWAUAAUAGUGAUAUUAGUAAGAAGAAGAACACAGAAUAAAUUCGAUCUAUUCUGUGUUAGUAAUACAGAAAAUCGAAAUGGUAUACUCUUAUGAUAGGUGCAAUUUGUGUAUUCAUUGAUCUAUUAUGGAAGUUUCCAGAAGAUGCAGUUGCAGCUGCUGUAAUAAAUGUAUGCAACAUCCGGCAUUUCAUACAAUCCAGAAAUUAAACAACAUCUAUACGUGUUUAGAUCGAUUAACCACACUAGAUAUAAGUUCUAGUAGUAUCUGUGAAGCACCUGGAUUUAUCGUGAAUCUUGUAAAUAUAAUCAAACUUGAUUUAUCAUCAAAUGAAUUGGAAACGCUGCCAUUGUCAUUUGUCAACUGUCAAAAUUUAACUGAUCUCAUCUUGUCGCAUAACAAAUUUUCGCAAGUUCCCCAAUGUAUAAUUGAUGGAAUGCACUCCUUAAAAAUACUUGAUUUAUCUCACAAUCAGCUCUCGGAUAUCAGCAUAAAACCAUUUUGUGUUCAAAGAUUACGAAGUUUAAAUAUCAGUAAUAAUUCAAAACUGGAUAGCCUUCCACAAUGGUUAUGGUCAGUUGAAUGUAAUUCAUUAGAGUCAUUGGAUAUAUCGUUUACAAAUUGUCUAGACAACAUUGCAGUAGAUCCUUAUCUCAACAUGUAUGGUAUUGGUAAUCAUCUGAAGUAUUUGGAUUUAUCCAACACAAAUUCUGAUGUUCAAAAAUUAGAUUUUAUCAAACAUUUAAAAAAUCUAAGAAAUUUGGUUUUGGAUAAUAAAAUUACAAUGAUAAAAAAUUAUCGUAAUUACUUCUGUGAUGUACCACUAGUAUUUAAUUAUCGAUUUAAAUUUAUUGAUUCUCUAAGUAUGAUCAAUGUUGAUCUAUCAAGCAUUGGAAAACUUGUUUAUUUCAGUUUGCCAAGUAUACGGUUUUUGAAUUUAUCCAACAAUUCUAUUGUGUUAUUGCCAGAUUCCUUAAGUCAAUUAAAAAACUUAGAAGUCUGUGAUUUUUCAAAUAAUCAAAUUUUAACAAUUCCUGAAAGUUUUAAAAGCUUAAAGAAUUUGAAAAGUUUAAUAUUAAAUAAUAAUUGGAUAUCAACAUUUCCAAAACUCAUUGAAGACCUACCAAACCUAGAAGUUUUGGAUUUGUAUUCUAAUAAAUUAGAUAUAUGUCCAUCAUGGAAUAUAMAUUCUAAWAUAAAACUAAUUGAUCUAGAACAAAAUAUCUUUUCUACUGAAGAUUAUGAUUUUGAUAUUAAAGCCAAUUAUUUAAAGUUGYUAAAAAAUCUACGUUCAUCAAUUACCGAAAGCCGGGCUGUAGGACCUUCAUGUUUUGAAGAACUUAAUGAUAUAGAAUCUGAAACAGAUGGAUCAAGUAGUCAUUGGUCAUCAUUAUCAAAUAGCUCUUCAGAACACAAUAUUCAUGGAGAAGAGGAAGAUGAUACUCAUUUUAAACAAGAAGAAUUGUGGGACUGUGAUUCCUAUCAAUUUACAACUGAUAUAUUUGAUCCUAAAAGUUUUGAAUUGAAUUUAAUGAAUGAAUUAAGAACAUUAGAAGUACCAUUAACUUUUGAUGAAAAAAAAUAUGUGCGAAAAGUGCGCUUAGCUAAUGAACAUUAUUUUUGUCCUGGUGAUGAACUUCCUAAGAAAUUGUCAACUUCUAAAUAAUAAUU
Messenger RNA from Diuraphis noxia (Russian wheat aphid), 1750 nucleotides. RefSeq lists its product as uncharacterized. Gene Ontology annotation, molecular function: protein binding. The record is from RefSeq and is a predicted model, not a curated record. NCBI's taxonomy places the organism in Eukaryota, Metazoa, Arthropoda, Insecta, Hemiptera, Aphididae. Gene Ontology annotation, cellular component: cytoplasm.